This is a messenger RNA of Drosophila miranda, 2093 nucleotides long. RefSeq names its product trimeric intracellular cation channel type 1B.1. NCBI's taxonomy places the organism in Eukaryota, Metazoa, Arthropoda, Insecta, Diptera, Drosophilidae. Gene Ontology annotation, cellular component: membrane. The transcript is spliced from 4 exons. Gene Ontology annotation, biological process: potassium ion transmembrane transport. The coding region runs from base 169 to 999 and encodes 276 amino acids. Gene Ontology annotation, molecular function: identical protein binding; potassium channel activity. The record is from RefSeq and is a predicted model, not a curated record.
UUUAUGUAAGCACCAAAACGGUGUGCAAAUCCGCCCAUUAUACAGAAUUAGUAAUCAAAAAACAUUUGAGUGAUAAGUGGUUGAUGAUUCAUGCGGCUUAAAUUUUUUUCUGUGUAAUAUUCUAAGAUUUAUCAUCCGUGAAGGCAGGAUACAAGAUCAGCUGUGAUCAUGGACCCGGAAGCAUUUUUGGAUGUGGCCAAUCAGGUCAUCAAGCUGAAAAUGUUUCCGUUUUUCGACAUUGCUCACAGUUUACUUGCCGCGCUGGCCGUGCGCGAGGACUUGGGCGCCAAUGCACAGGCCUUCUCACGUAAGCAUCCAUUGGCCUGCUGGCUCUCGACCAUGCUCGUCAUCUUUGCCGGUGGCAUGGUGGCCAAUGGCCUGCUCGGCGAACCCAUACUGGCACCAUUGAAAAAUACCGGCCAGCUUUUAGUGGGCACAGCCGUAUGGUACGUUGUCUUCUAUACGCCGUUCGAUAUUGGUUUCAAGGUGGCCAAAUUCCUGCCCGUGAAAAUUGUGGCCAGUGCCAUGAAGGAGAUAUAUCGGGCAAAAAAGGUCUACGACGGUGUGGGGCAUGCGGCCAAGCUGUAUCCGAAUGCCUGGAUAAUCAUGAUCAUCAUUGGCACUCUGAAGGGCAAUGGGGCAGGAUUCACCAAGCUGAUUGAACGCCUCAUUCGUGGCGCAUGGACACCAACGGCCAUGGAAUUCAUGCAGCCAAGCUUCUACACCAAGGCUUCUCUGCUUGCUUCGAUCAUCUUUGUGCUGGACAAGAAGACCGACUGGAUCUCAGCACCGCACGCUCUGGUGUACUUUGGAAUUGUAAUCUUUUUGGUUUACUUUAAGCUGUCGUCCAUUCUGCUGGGCAUACACGAUCCCUUCCUGCCAUUGGAGAAUCUGGGCUGUGCCAUCUUCUUUGGCGGCAUUUGGGAUAGCUUGGCCAAGAUCUUGGGCCGCGGACAGGCCAAGGAUGGCGACAGUAAAGAUGUUAAGAAAAACAACUAAAACAUUAUUUUGUAGUUAGAACAAGAACAAACGUAAUCAAUCAUCGCUGCCAAACCAAACGCACAGACAUAUAGCAUAGCAUGAACCAUCACUAGAUCGAUCGAUUGUACGAUUUCGAGCCAAAGACAUAUAUUUUUGUUGUUGUUGUGAGUAUCACUCUCGAUGGCCAGCACCCAGGGGGUGUGUAUGGUGCUGCUGGCCAUCGAUUUGUGAUUAAGGACCCUAUCCGUAUAAAUUUGUGUAUUCUAAUGUAUUGCAAUUGGUAGGAUUAAUUAUGGGACAGAACGACACACUUAGAUGCCGUAUAAACAAACACACACACGCACAUAAUACAUUAUUACAUCAUAAUACAUCAUUAUCUACGACUUGAACGACAGAACAGACGAUGCCAUGCCGCAAAAGAGGCAGAAAGAACGAAAGUGUGUACAUAAAUACAUAUAUUGAAAGUGCAGCAGAGUGCAGCAGCAGAAGAAAGUGAGGGUCGUGUUGCUUCGCUUCUAUAUAUAUUUUAUUUUAUUUGACUUUACUUUAUUUUUUUAAAUACAUUUUAAGAGUGUUUGUAUUUUAGGGCCACCUUUGAACACGCAUUCAAAAGCUGUUUUUGAAGGCUUAAUAAUUUUUUUUUGUAAGAGGUAUGAAUGUUUAUUGGUUGCAAUAAAAAAAUAUGUAAACGAUUUAUUUUAUUUCUGUUCUUUUUUUUUACUUUUGAUUGUUUGUUUGUUUUGCAAUAUUUUGAUGAAGAUGAAGAUCUAUGACUAUCAGAUACCGAGAGAAAAACAGAUUAUAGAUUCAAGUAUCUAAUUAUGUAUUAUUGGAAGUAUUUGAAGGCUAAAAAGGCCUUAGAAUGAGGAGAAAAACUUCACUCUAUUCUAACUCUGUUUCUAUGUUUCUACAUUUCUUCCACUAAAGGGGGGAAGACAGAUGUCUGGACUUAAAAAAUAGACUCUCUCUCUCGCUUUAUUCUUCUUAUUGCCCUUAACUUUGUUUUCCGUCAAUCCUUUUUGUUUAUCCCUUACAAAUAUAUAUAUAUAUAUAUGUAUUGUCCACUCCCUGAGCAAGUGUUAUACAGUGGUGUAGUGCGCUUUACAAUGAAC